Helianthus annuus (common sunflower) is the source of this 1545-nucleotide messenger RNA. RefSeq names its product 5'-3' exoribonuclease. The transcript is spliced from 5 exons. The record is from RefSeq and is a predicted model, not a curated record. Bases 119 to 1417 code for a protein of 432 amino acids. Lineage: Eukaryota; Viridiplantae; Streptophyta; Magnoliopsida; Asterales; Asteraceae. Gene Ontology annotation, molecular function: 5'-3' RNA exonuclease activity; 5'-3' DNA exonuclease activity.
GAAUUUAGAUUCAAACCGACAGGCAAAUAGUAUUAUUCUCACCGAAUUACUCCACCCCCCAACACAGAUUUUCUUUGUCUUUCGUUUUAUCUUUCUUUCUUUCUUUCUUCCUUCAACAAUGGGUUCCAACAGUUGCAACCACAACAAACACUCCAAGAAGAAGAACAACAAGCGUUCUGGCACCAAGAAACGAAUGACCCUCGAACAAUCUCUCGCCUAUAAAUCCGUCACCGAAUGGGUUUUUCUCGACACCCUUUCUUGCUCCCCCAAUUCCACCAUCGCCAUUGAUGACGACUUUAAGGUCAAACUCGUUCAUACCAAGGUUCCUGCUGACAAAUUGGUGUUUGAAUUGCACUCUCAUUCGAUUUGCAGUGAUGGGUUUUUGUCCCCUUCUAAGCUUGUUGAAAGAGCUCAUCAGUUUGGGGUAAAAGUGCUUUCUUUAACCGAUCAUGAUACGAUGGCUGGCAUCCCGCAAGCUCUCGAGGCAGCUCGAAAAGUCGGGAUCAAGAUUAUCCCCGGUGUUGAAAUCAGCACCAUUUUCAACCCGAGAACGGAUACUGGAUCAGAGGAACCGGUUCAUGUUCUGGCCUAUUAUAGCAGCUGUGGACCAUCAAAUUAUGAAAAACUUGAUCAGUUUUUGGCGAAUAUAAGAGAAGGGCGUUACCUACGUGCGGAAAACAUGAUUUCGAAAUUGAAUAAACUGAAGUUGCCAAUUAGGUGGGAAAAUGUGGAAAAGAUUGCGGGUGAUGGUGUUGCGCCGGGAAGACUGCAUGUUGCUCGUGCUAUGGUUGAAGCGGGUCAUGUUGAGAAUUUAAAACAAGCUUUUAGCCGUUAUCUUUAUGAUGGUGGACCCGCUUAUUCCACUGGAAGUGAGCCUGAUGCUGAGGAAGCAGUGCGAUUAGUAUGUGAAACUGGCGGAGUCGCGGUGUUGGCUCAUCCAUGGGCUUUAAAAAAUCCGGUUGCUAUAAUCAGAAGAUUAAAAGAAGCGGGCUUGCAUGGGUUAGAGGUUUACAGAAGCGAUGGUAAAUUAGCAGCAUUUAGUGACCUGGCGGACACAUAUGAUCUUUUGAAGCUUGGUGGUUCGGAUUAUCACGCAAGAGGUGGCAGCAGCGAGUCGGCUCUGGGAAGCGUGAGCCUUCCGAUGGUGGCGGUUCAUGAAUUUCUUAAGGUGGCUCGACCGAUCUGGUGUGGUGCUAUCAAGAAGACAGUGGACCAGUAUAUAACUGAGCCCACGGAAUCGAACCUAGAGCAUAUCUUGAGAUAUGCCAAGAUCAAAGUUGUUAAGGGUGGUGGUGUUUCCUCCAUCACUACACGUAAUGUCGAAAUCAUCCAUGAGUGUCUUUCUCAGUGGUUAACUAAUGAAGAACAAAAAAGUUGUGAUUUUGAAGCCGUUACACUUGCUGAAGACAAGCCCUGAUGAAUUUUUAGUUGGUGGCGGGCAGGUAUUAAUCAAGUUUUUAUUUGUUUUAUUGAGCUUUUAUGGAUUCAUAAGUUUAAAUUCAAUGUGAUUCGGUAUUUAAUUUAAAUUUAAAUGUUGUUGCUUCA